AUGUCUGAGCUACACCGGAGCCCCGACGAGGCGAGCCACCAGCGCUUUGUCCUGACUGACAGUGUCGCCUUCAGGUACCUGGAAGAAGACCCCUCGACUGUCGUACUCGACCGCCGUCGCAUCCUCGAAGGCUACGAAAUCUACAUUGUCGAGCAGUGGGCCUGCGCCAGAUCACAUCCGACCUUUGUCAUUACCACCUACACCGGCGAUCCGUCUCAUAAGGUCGUCGCCGGCGUGCUCAGCGUCCCCACAGACGAGGAAUCUUGGUCGCUUCGCCUCCGCGUAUACUUCAAGGCACUCAGUCAAUACCAUGCGCGCGCAAGGGAGACGCCGCUAGGGACGCUGAUGAUCACCAACCUCAGCGCCUUCCCCUCUUCGUUGACGGUCAUACCGGUUCCAGACGGAGAUGUAAGGAGAUCUCGGGAGUCAUUUUUCGUGAAUGAAAAUCUGAAGAGACUGGGUUGUUCCGGGCGCGUUGGAAUCACCCUGGCCCCUCCCAGUAGCGCUACAGAGGCAAAAUUCCAUCAGCUCUAUCGAACGAGCGAGAAGAUUCCCCUUGCCAGUGCCGUGGUUGAACUCGUCAAGCUGUGUCAAGUGGCUCUGGUCCUGUUUGGAAAACUUGAACCAGAGUAUGCGGACGGUCUGCUGUGCGAUUUCACAGAAAAGGCUGUCAACGACUGGUGGCUUGACAUUGGGAAUGAGUAUUACAACAUCGAGCCGCAUGAUGGCAUCUUAGGACCCACGACCGUAUCUGCUCUGCUUGGCAUGCUCAUGGGGGCGCGUAACCGCCUCAAUGCAUACGGUGCGCCAGUUGCCAAAGAUGUCUUUGAUGUCGAGUGUACCAAACGAGGCAUAGCUUACUUCCAAAAAUCCCAAAAAUUGCAGAAAACUCGUAGAUUGGAUAGGAAGACGUUUUCCAAACUGCAUCAGGCCACCGCUAAGGCUGCCAGUGGAGAAGGAUGGACAGUGCCACGGGCAGUGAAGUCAACCGUUGCAGAGCUCAGCGGAAAAGGUGGAGAGAUGGUGAUGGACAUGGUCGGCGGUAGGGAAAAGGCAGGCAUAGCUGAAGUCGAGACAGCGGACAUUGAAAGGUUUGUCCAUCUUGUUCAUGGCGAACGCUCCAAAUGGCUCUGGUACGGAAAGCCUCGAAAGCAUGGAAACAUGUUUAGCAGACUUCCGGACGAAUCAAGGUGGGCCACGCGCAAGGACGAAGAGGGCACUGAACCGUCAGCCGGCCGUGGACAAGAGGUGAACCUGGAAGCACAGAAACUACGCAAAAGGGAAACCAUGACUUCGAUAGACAAGUAUGGGCAAGAGAGCCAAGAAUCUCGAAUCAAAAAAGCAACAGGAAAGAUUGGCGAUGCCCGUAGCGGACUAGGAGGGCGAAUCAAAGACGCUGUUGGGCGGCGAAGUCACCAACAUAAGCAGUCAAAGGCCGAACACGACAUUACGCCUGAUUCCGCCCACUAUCGGAGCGAUAUAAACCUCCAGAAGACCACUACGGCGGAGGAGCAAAAACCAUCGGAGCCGGUAAUCUCGCCGCGCGAGUCGAUGGAUAUUCCAAGCGCAGAGGCACUAUCAUCCGCGGAUUCCAAAAAGCCCAAGCCGCAAUUUGCGAAACUCCUGUCCCAAACGCCUCUCGAUUCACAAUCUACACUCUUCUCCAGCAAACAGCAACUGCCAGAAGGGGAUGAACAACCAGAACUAGGCGCGGUGCUCAGCCGCGAGACAACUGCCAAUGCCCUAUCCCAUACAGCCACGGCCGAGGGAUCAAUGGCCGGGUCCGUCUACCGCGGUAUCGAUCUCGACGAUCUCUUCGAAGGCAACGAAAGGUUCUCACUGGGCGAGGAGCUGCACCGCACCAACAGUUUCUCGACGUACGUAGCGCGGCAGACAAACGAGCGACGCAGCGACGACCGCUGGCCACGACACCUCUCGUUGAGCAUAGCCGAGGAAAGCGUCUUCCGAUGGGAGAGCAUCGUGCAAGAGGACUCGGACGAGGCAGAGAGCAACCUGGAUCCGAAAAGAGAGAUGGCGCACCAAAAACUGCUGGCGGAAGAGGCGCGGCGCAACAGCGACCGUCUCGCGCUUCUAGGUAACCUUGUCGGCGGCUGGGUCGAUGAGCGCAUCGACCUCGUCCAGGAACUCAACGGUAUGGCUGAGCGCGACCAGCAGGAGCUCGAGGAAAUGUACUAUCCCCGCUUGGAGGAGUAUCAUGCGCUCGAGGAGGACUCGCAGGAGAUACUCGCGCAGGAACGCACGAUGCUGCAGGAGGCGAUCAAGGAUAUCGAAACGCUGGGCGCGAAGCUGGAGUAUGAAAUGAACGCACUAAGGGGCAAAGUGGAAGACGUGGAGGAUGGGGUCACGGAGUACGAGCGCCAGAUCUUGGUCGUGGAGGAUAUGGUCAGGGUUAUGGAGGAUGAGUGUAGGGGCAAGGAAGGGUGGUUCUCGUGGGCCUGUCGGCUCGUGACUGGCCGCGGGAAGGAGGCUGAGGAGUGA
Messenger RNA from Aplosporella prunicola CBS 121167, 2499 nucleotides. RefSeq lists its product as uncharacterized. The coding region runs from base 1 to 2499 and encodes 832 amino acids. The record is from RefSeq and is a predicted model, not a curated record. Gene Ontology annotation, cellular component: Sin3-type complex. The transcript has 2 exons. Lineage: Eukaryota; Fungi; Ascomycota; Dothideomycetes; Botryosphaeriales; Aplosporellaceae.